AUGACUUUUUCUUUCUUUCUUUUUUCACUCUUUCUUUCUUUCUUUCUUUCUUUCUUUGUAUUAUUUUCCUGUUUCUUUCUUGCUUUUUUUCUUUCAGCAGUCUCUUUUCUGUCCUUUUUCUCAUUAAUUCUAUUUAUUCUCUCAUUGUACGUUCAUUCAUUCAUUCAUUCAUUCUUUCUUUCUUCCUUUCUUUGUUUCUUUGUUUCUUUCUCCCAUCUUCCUUUUUAUUACUUUCAUCUUUCUCACUUUCUAUAUUUCUUUCUUUCUUUUCUUCUUUCUUUCUUUCUGUCCUUUUUCUCAUUAUUUCUGUUCAUUCUCUCAUUGUACUUUCAUUCUUUCUUUCUUUCUUUCUUUCUUUCUUUCUUUCUUUCUUCCAUUUUCUUUUUUGUAUUACUUUCAUCUUUCUUUCUUUUCUUUUUUCUUUCAGAAAUCACUUUCCGUCCUUUUCUCACUAAUUCUGUUUAUUCUCUCAUUGUACUUUCAUUCAUUCAUUCAUUCUUCAUUUCUUUCUUUCUUUCUUUCUUUCUUUUCUUUCUUUCAUUCUUUUUUCCCCAUCUGGCUUUAUUUCUUUCUUUUACGAAAUUUCUUUCUUUCUUUUUUUUCUCGUCAUUGUUUCUGUUUUUUCGUUUCUGUUCUUUCUUUUUUUUCUUUCUUUCUUUUAUCAAUUGUCUUUAUAUUCUUUCCUGUGUAUUAUUAUUUCUGUUUUUUGUCAUCGUCCUUUCUUUCAUUCAUUCUUUCUCUUACCAAUUUUCUUCCAUUCCCUUUCUUGUUCUCUCAUCAUUCUUUCUUUCUUUCUUUCUUUCUUUCUUUCUUUCUUUCUUUCUUUCUUUUUCUUUUAUCUCUUCUUUCUUUCUUUCUUUUUAUUCUUUAUUUAUUUUCAUUCCAAUCUUUCAUUUUCUGUCCUUCAAUUUUUCUUUGUAUUUCUUUCUUCCGCCCUUUUUUUCUCUUUCAUUUGCUUUCAUUCUUUUUUCUUUUCUUUUCUUUUUUUUCUUUGCUUAUUAUCUCUCUUUAUUUUGCCUUUUUUUUCUUUCGUUUCUUUCAUUUCUGUCUUUAUUUGUUUUAUUUUAUUUCCUUCGUACUUUCUUAUUUCUCUAUUCUAACUUUCUUACUUUCUCUACAAAUAUUCUGUUUUCUUUCUUCAUUUCAUUAUUAUCUUUCUGUUCCUUUUCUUCUUCUUCUUCUUCUUCUUCUUCUUCUUCUUCUUCUUCUUCUUCUUUUCUUCUUCUUUGCUUAUUAUCUCUAUUUAUUUUGCUUUUUGUUUUAAAAAACUUUGCUUUUCUUUUUGUUCCUUUCUUUUCCUUUUUAUAUUUCUUUAAUUUCACAUUUCUUUCUCUUCUUCCUUUUCUUUUUUUUUCUUUCUUUCUUUCUUCUUCUCGCAUUUUUUUGUCCACUCGUUACCCCAUUGUUCACCCAAAUUAUCUCCCUUUCUUACCACCACAGAGACUUCCGUCCACCAUUUACCCACUGACCUACGCAAAAAGCUCUACGAUAAAACACUCUUCAAACCGCUUAACGACUGACUUUUUACUUCCAACAAUUUCCUCUUCAGGCUUCAUUAAUUUCAUUGCCUUUUGUGGCUUUGUGCAGAUAAUCGAUGAUGCUCAAAUCUCUCCUCUCUCUGAUAUUGUUCUCCUGCUCUUUCCUUUUUCUGUCCCUAUCUCUCUCUCUCUCGCUUUCUCUCUCUCUCUCUCUCUCUCUCUCUCUCUCUCUCUCUCUCUCUCUCUUUUCUUUCUAUGCCUCCAGUAUCUAUCUCUCUAUCUAUCUAUCUGUCUGUCUGUCUGUCUGUCUAUCUAUCUAUCUAUCUAUCUAUCUAUCUAUCUAUCUAUCUAUCUAUCUAUCUCAAAAAAUAUAUAUCAUGUGACAUCAUAUAUCAUUCUGUUCGUCUAUCUAUCUAAUUAUGUUGAUGUCUAUCUAUCUAUCUAUCUAUCUAUCUAUCUAUCUAUCUAUCUAUCUAUCUCAUUGUGUUCAUAUCUAUCUAUCUAUCUAUCUAUCUAUCUCAUUGUGUUCAUAUCUAUCUAUAUAAUUCUCUUCAUAUCUAUCUAUCUAUCUAUCUAUUUAUAUGUAUCUAUCUAUCUCAUUCUGUUGAUGUCUAUCUGUCUGUCUAUCUCAUUCUGUUCAUAUCUAUUUAUCUAUCUAUCUAAUUCUGUUCAUAUCUAUCUAUCGCAUUUAGUUCAUAUCUAUCUAUCUAUCUAUCUAUCUAUCUAUCUAUCUAUCUCAUUUAUUCAUAUCUAUCUAUCUAUCUAUCUAUCUAUCUAUCUCAUUCUGUUUCUAUCUAUCUAUCUAUCUAUCUAUCUAUCUAUCUAUCUUUUACAAGGUUGGAUGAUAUAUAAACGUAAAUGUCGGUUGUAA
Acanthosepion pharaonis is the source of this 2349-nucleotide messenger RNA. NCBI's taxonomy places the organism in Eukaryota, Metazoa, Mollusca, Cephalopoda, Sepiida, Sepiidae. The record is from the annotation of a GenBank genome assembly.